AUGAUAACUACCCAUCUGAUCCAGAAAUAUCAUCUGCUAUAUCGUCCAAGUAUAAUCACAUGUCGAAGAUUUCAAUCUUCUAGAUCAACCACCACCACCACCACCGCCACCACUCCAAUAUCACAAUUACCUAACAAAAACUCAAUAUAUGUCAUUUCUAUCCCCAUUACUACUUCUAAAUCUUACAUUUAUUGUAAUCACAGACCUUCAACUUUAAGUCCCAAACAAUUGGCCAAUAUCCCUUUAAUUUACAAAUUAGAAAACAAAUUAAUCAAUUUGGCAUCUAAAGGAUGGUCUAAAUUAACCAAUUCAAAACAAAGUGUCAAUCAAAAAGUCGUAUCAUUUAUUAAAAAAUUACUCGAUACUAUUCCUUAUGAAGAAAAUUGUCUAAAAUCUUUCCCCACCAAGGCAACAAUGAUUAGAGAAAUCAAUGAAGAAUCAUCUCAUUUUACUGAGGGCAAUAAAGACCAAAGUGGUAGUGACAGUAGUGAUCAAAUGCCAGUCCAUAAAAUUGUUCAAGCACAAGUAGAUGAUUUAAAAAUUAGUACCGACCAAUUAAAACCAAUUCCAUUAUAUCAUCCUCAAUUCCAAAAUCCUUCAGUGAUUUUAAAUCAAUUAUAUUCAUUUGAAGAAGAAAACAAAAAGAAACACAAGAAUCAAGCGAUUUUAUGUGCCAUUGGAAUACCAAUCACUUUACCAUUUGCUCUUGUUCCCAUAUUACCUAAUGUACCCGGGUUUUAUUUGGCUUAUAGAUUAUAUUGUAAUAUUAAGGCAUUACUUGGACUUCAACAUUUGAAUUAUCUUUUGGAAACGAAAAAAGGUGGUGAUCCAGAAAUUGCUAAUCAAUCUACUGUUAAUGAUACUUUACAUAUAACUUUUAAAGAAAUUGAAGGAUUGAAUCAAUUGUAUUUACAACAUAACAAUCCUAAUUUGUUACAAGAUCCAAUUGAAGAUGAUGAAGAAACUGUGAUUAUUAAUGAAGAUACCAUUAAUCAAAUUGUUGAAAAAUUUGAAUUGACUAAUUUAAAAGAAGAUUUAUUGAAAGCUUUGAAACAAGAAACAAAACGAUUAAAUAGGGAUAUUAAAGUAGAAGAUCAAGUUGAGUAG
Molecule: messenger RNA, 1107 nt
Organism: Candida albicans SC5314
Lineage: Eukaryota; Fungi; Ascomycota; Pichiomycetes; Serinales; Debaryomycetaceae
Exons: 1
Coding region: 1-1107 (368 amino acids)
Biological process (GO): proton transmembrane transport; potassium ion transport
Cellular component (GO): mitochondrial inner membrane
Source: RefSeq, a predicted model, not a curated record